UUACGGCAAUCCGUUUCAGAAAAAACAACAACAAAACGCAGAAACAAAGGUCUUUGUUAUUUACUUUGUCAAUUUUACUUCAAGAACGGAUAUGUCUCUUUUGUUUUCCUGAAGAAAGAUAUUUGCAAAUAUUUAUGUACGUUUUUAAAUUAAAAGAUGAGAGAACUAUGACGAGAAGAAAGUAACAUAUUGCAAUGGCAGGCUUUUUUUCCCAGUCACGAAGAAAUUACGAGCCUUUGGACGACCGAGACGAUAUUGAUGCCAAUUUACCACUGAAUUACAUCAUCAAUGACAACGCUGAUGAUGAAUUAGACGAUGAUGACGAUAAUGGGCUGUUCUCGUUCAGCAGGAUCAUAAUUUUGAUGAAAACCUUGAAAAUUCCACGCAUCAAUUUUGCAUACUUUAGCAUAAGGUUCAGAAGAAUCCCCGAGAAGUCCCGUCGAACAUGUCUGGACUUGUUUAUAUGUUUGUUUUGCAUGUUCAGCGUGCUGGCAAUCUGCUCGGGGCUAGGAUAUCAUGCGUUGUUUGUAUUGAAGCCCGCGCCAGUGAUUGAUAAAUCAUACCGAGCAUUUAGAAUUCCUAAUCAUGAAGCAUCGUUGAAUUAUGGGGCACUCCAGACUGCCAAAAAGAAUCACACGUCAUUCUCCAGACUGGACAUGAACAGAGUGAGCUGGCUGUAUCAUCUUCAAAGGUCAGGGAGAGGAGUUAAAAAUAACAUAGGUGACACAAAACUUGUAGGAAGACAAAGUGGAUUGUAUUCAGACUUGAUGCAAAAUAUAUUAAAACGUCGUAAAAGGCGUAGAUUAGUUAGAAGAAGACGGUCGGCAGAGUGGAGUCAAUAUUACCCAGCCUGGAAGAUGCAGGUCAUCUUCAUGACAGAAAAGGGUGAAAAUAUUUUUACAAAAGAGCGAUUGCAUCAAAUCCAUAACAUUGAGAAGAAAAUCCUUGCUCACGAGAAAUUCUCAGAAUUUUGUUAUAAAGACGGUCAAGUGAAAAACGAUCCGGCUGUUAAAGCCAUAAACGGUUGUGCCCCUUUGAAUUCCCUCCUCUCGUACUUUUUCCCGUCAAAAGACAAAACGGGAAAAGUGUUUUACGAUGGUCUGGGUGAUAAUAUGGAUAAUGUGGACAGUGCUUUAAGAUUUGCAUUGACAACAAACCAUUUUUAUUACUACGUGGAUGAUAAAGUGAACAGUUCCAAUAUGAGGAGUCAGUUUCUAAGAACUGAGGUUCUGUUUGGUGCUCCACUUAAAGGAUAUGGAACACCCUACACAAAAAGAAGUGAACAAAGUCAAAAGUUUAAAGAUUUUGUCAUCACGUAUAUCGACAUCCUGUCUAAAUCCUCAACAAAGGAUGUGUCGGUGCUGUAUGGCGGUCAGGAAAUAUUUGACUACGAGGUAGAGCAGACGUUUUGGAACGAUGUUAAGCUAGCCAUCUACGCAUUUGUCGCUAUUUUCUUAUUGAUGCUGAUUCUGACGUCAGGGUCAAUAUGGCUGACGUUCUGGGGUUUAGUCAGUAUACUGCUUAGCGCGCCACUUGCGAUAUUUUUUUACCGUGUUGUGUUCAAAAUUGUAGGACUAGGAAUUCUGAAUGGUGCUGCGGCUUUUGUUAUUAUUGGAAUAGGUGUGGACGAUGUGUUUGUAUUUAUCAACAUAUUCAGACAGGCUGACCAUGUGACUGAUCCAAGGCAGAGAACUUGGUACACCAUUAAAACAGCGGGAAUAGCCACGUUCUUUACUUCAUCUACAACAGCUGCUGCAUUUGCUGCUAACAUUGCCUCGAUGAUACCUGCUGUACAUGACUUUGGCUUGUUUAUGUCACUGAUAGUUGCUAACUGUUGGAUCACAGUGAUGCUGAUAAUGCCACCUGUCUUGUAUAUAUGGUACAUCUCCUUCCGUAAAUGUGAGGCAGCCAUUGCUCGAGUCAUUUGCUGCUGUCUGCCAUCAAGCAUGUGCAGUAAAUUGACCUUGCCUUCUGAUGUGGCCCACUUUAUGGACAAUAACCAUAGCAACCAGGUGUCCAUACCAAGGGAGACCACUGUUGAUGAUGAAGAUGAUGAUGAUGUACCCAUGCUUACAAUGGAAGAUUCUCCGUUUUAUGUUGACGGCACUGAAGAUGAACAGUUGGUACAUGUGGAUCCAGAUCCUCUGGUAGUACUCAGAGAUAAUAGAGCAGGAAAGACAGAAGAACAGACGGGGAAUAAACUACAAGCUUUACUUUACCACGGCAUGGCCAAACCGAUCAUUAGAGUCAGAUAUAUCAUUUUAGUUGUAUCGCUCAUUUUAUUUGGCGUGUCGGUGGGGCUUAUGACUCAACUGAAGACAUCCACAAAACCACCGCAGUUCUUCCGAGAGGACACCAACAUGCAGCGACUGCUUGAUCUGAAAUCCAAAUUUAGUGCAAUAGACACAGUCGAAUGCUACGACUGUUCGGCCAUCUAUAAUGUCAAUAAACAAACACAAAUCAAACAGACAACUCCAGCACCAGUAUCUACAGCCCAGACAGUCCCUUGGAUGGAACCCAUAACCAAAUCCGAAACCAAGGCUCCUUUAAUAUCAACUACAGCAAAACCCACCCAUAAAAUACCACCCACCUAUCAUGUGACCACAGAAAAGCGCCCCACCACGACAAGAAAACCUGAUAUUAUCACAGCAAAGCCCUGGGUGACAUUAGCUCCAGAACCAAAUUAUCCCAGCAAACCAGACCAGGAAACCAAAGUUACAGCAAAAUCUCUACCUGAGGAUUAUGAUGUUUGUAAGGACCGAGACUGUAGUCAUCCUAAAGAACGACCGUUGCUGGAGUCUGGCGCAACUGUGUAUGUUGUUUUUGGAGUGAAAGACUUUCAUUGGUUGGCAUCUGAUGUUGCUCAUGUUAUGUCAAGUAAUGUGGGCAAGUUGAAGUUUGACGACAGGUUUUCAUCAUUAUUUAACUUCAGUCAUAGCGGUAUAUUAGAGGGAAUGAGACAGUUGUGUAAACUGUGUAAGAAGAUAGCUGGAAAUGAUCGUCUAGUCAGAAAUGGCAGUGCCCAGUGUUUACCUAUGGAUUCAUUACCGUUCACAUUAAAGGCCUUGUUACUGAGCAACGUACAAGAAUGUCGAGAUUUACCAAAAGUGGGCUAUAUCUAUAACAGUCAGCAACCUGCUCAUGCUCUAGGUGCACUAACCACUGAUGGGACGGCUAUAUUAUGGCUGGCAUUUGCUUUUGAAUCAAAAACAUCAAAGAGUAAAUCUUACUUUGAGGCUUACAAAGAGUACCAGCAGUGGGAGGACUAUUUAGAUGAAGUGAAAAAGGGGCUGGACCCCAACAGUCCUUUAGUUGAUAUGUUCCAAACAUCAGAAUUCUGGCCAGAGGUAUUGAUGGAGAUUGUUGCUGUGAACAGCGCCAUCUAUGGGGUAGUUUUGUCGAUGGUUAUAUGUAUGGUAGCAGUGAUGCUGUUUACUAGACAUAUUAUAUUACUUCUGGUCAUCUUUAUUAGUAUAACAGAAAUGGUAUGUUUGGUAGUGGGGAUAUUUUAUGUCCUUGGCUGGGAGAUUGGCGGUGUGGAAGCUAUUUCUUUAUCAAUAUUGGUCGGCUCGUCGGUCGAUUAUUGUGUUCAUCUGGUAGAAGGCUACAUACUGGCAUGUAAAUCUUGUCCCAUUAAAAAUGAUGCUGGUAAAGCUAGAAGAUGGAGGACAAGGGCAACUUUCAGUCAUAUAGGCGUGUCAGUUAUAAGCUCCGCCCUUACCACGAUUAUUGCUGCAUUACCACUGACACAAACCACGAUUCAACCAUUUGCAAAGUUCGGCCAAAUCAUUGCAAUCAACACUUCAGUCUGUAUUUUAUAUUCGUUGACCGUGUGUACGGCCUUACUUAGUACGAUAGCACCGGCCUUUUUUAACCCCUCUUGGAAAUCGACGCUAAAAUCGGCACUCGGUACCAAUGUUGUUAUUGUCCUAAGUAUUCUUGCCAUGUUUAUUAUGUCAAAAGCCGGUGUCUACAUACCGGGACCCAACGGGGGCUCUUUAUUCCCGAAAUAGACAAAUAUGAAACUUUUAUCUACCUACCUGUUACAACUGCUCUUAGUUUGUUUUUUACUUAAAAACAUCUUUUAUAUAUACCAGUCUGUUUAGUAAAAAAGUUUUGUAUUUCAUGAAAAUUUUUGUAUUAAAAUCACCAUGACUUUUACACAAAGAGAUCUUUUUUAUGGCAUUUAUUUAUUCAAACCCACCUCUUGCCCUUCAAAAAUUUAUUUUAAGGGAUAUUUUAAUGAUUUAGCUUGGUUUUUAAAUUUAUGUUUAUUUUAAUUAAAGGCAUUAAUUUUGUUUAGUAGUCAUAGUUAUUUUGAAUAUUAAGGGAUUUUCUCAAAGGAAAAUAUUCCAAAAUUUUAUAUUUUACAUAAACUAUAUAGCAACUGUGUAAUAAAUCCAUUUAAAUCUUAAUAAAAACAAUAUUACACAAAUGUGAUAACAAUUUGAUGUGACGUCAUUUGCAUUUUAUACAAACAUAGCGUUAAAAGGCUUAUACUAUGGGCGCAUCAAUGAAAAAUGACUGUUUUUAAUUGUGAACCGUUCUUAUUUUAGAUAUGUGAUCAAUGAAAUAUUAUAUUCGUGUAGAUUAAACUUGUUGAAUAAAACAAUAUUAUGGUUGCUGUAUCUAUGAUUUAAUUCAACUUGUUCAAUAAUAUUUAGUAUAUCUAUAAUUAUGUUACUAGGUUGGCACUGUUUUAUUACUUUUCUGACACAAAGAUUUUACAAUGAUUUUACAAAGAAAAUAUAAUCUUGUUUUAUGUGAGAGAUCCCAUUUAAAUAAUUUUAAAGGUGUUCAGCUGUUUUAUUACAAAAUACAGUAGAACUUCGAUAAGUUGAAGUUGAAGGGACUUGUGUAAAAACCUCAACACAUCGGGACUUUGACUUAUGAUUCGGUCUCAAUUAAAUGACAAAAUUUCCAGCAUUCGAUGUUUACUAUCAAGUUACAAAAGAUGAAAGAAAAUGAAAGGGCGAUAACUAAACCAGCUUAUAAUAAUUAUGUCUAGUUUGAUUAUCAUGUGACACAGGGUCAGGGAAGUUCCCAAACAAAACUAAUGUGUACUAUUCAUUUUUAAAUACAACUACAGCACCUACGGCAAUUGGAAUAAUAACAAUAAGAAUAUUUUAUCAUAUGUGUGGACGCAUACAUAGGCUGUUAGAACACACGGCUGUGUAUUUAACACCUGUCACACAAGUUGAUCGAAAAUCAUCUUCGUGGCCAGAAAAGGUGUGAAAAAUGUCUUGAGAUCCAAGAUGUCAAAUUAAUCGAAGGACUUUUGACUUAUUUAAGGUAAAUUGUACUCGAUUUCUUCUAUACGGACCACAAGAAAAAUUCGACACAUAAAAUUUUGACUCAUGUAUAGGUUUUGAUAAAAAUUUAUAGGGGAAAAAAUUGGGACUUUCAUUCGAGAAAAUCAACUAAUCGAAGUUUGACUCAUAGAAGUUCUACUGUAUUUUGUUUCAAAUGUUAUUUUAUCAGCAAAACCAUACAAUUAUUUGUAAACAUGUAUUUUGAUUAAAAAAUUUAAUGUUAUAGAACAAAUUUUACACAAUACCUUAGCACAAUAGGUCUUUUAUACUUAUGUUUAAAGAAUCUCUUUUAUGCAAAUAAUUUAAAGUAGAUCGGUUAGUUUAUUUAUUUGAAGAUAGGGUAGAUGCAAUAUACAGUUUCCAAUUUGUUUAAUUCAAUUUAGCUGAUGAAAAUGCUCUGCAUGCCAAUGCAUUAUUAUGUUUACAAAGCUUCAAUGGACACCACAUAGGUUUAGAAAGCUUCAAGGGACACCACUUAGGUUUCCAAAGCUUAUAGGGACUCCACUAGGAUUUACAAAGCUUAUAGGGACUCCACUGAGGUUUCCAAAGCUUAUAGGGACUCCACUAAGAUUUACAAAGCUUAUAGGGACUCCACUAAGAUUUACAAAGCUUAUAGGGACUCACUA
Messenger RNA from Ruditapes philippinarum (Manila clam), 5938 nucleotides. Its product is annotated as protein dispatched homolog 3-like. NCBI's taxonomy places the organism in Eukaryota, Metazoa, Mollusca, Bivalvia, Venerida, Veneridae. Bases 195 to 4013 code for a protein of 1272 amino acids. The transcript is spliced from 19 exons. Gene Ontology annotation, cellular component: membrane. The record is from RefSeq and is a predicted model, not a curated record.